Molecule: messenger RNA, 2160 nt
Organism: Cololabis saira (Pacific saury)
Lineage: Eukaryota; Metazoa; Chordata; Actinopteri; Beloniformes; Belonidae
Product: gastrula zinc finger protein XlCGF57.1-like
Exons: 5
Coding region: 1-1878 (625 amino acids)
Source: RefSeq, a predicted model, not a curated record
AUGAAAAUGGACACGGAGAAUCAGUUCUGCAGUCCAACUGAAAUGGAGACAGUUGUCAACAGUGAGAGGUGCAAAACAUGUGGAAAAAGUUACACACAACGUUCCACCCUGGUGGUUCACUCGAGGAUCCACACCGGCGAAAGGCCGUACCUGUGUAACACCUGCGGAAAAACCUUUACUGAAUCAUCAACUCUUAAACGGCACAUAACCACGCACACGGGCGAGAACCUGGAGAGGAGCUGCAGCCCGGACCAGGAGGAACCAGGGCAUCCACAGACUACAGAACUGGAGGAAGACUCCAGCGGUCAGGAGAUGAAACACGAGGACCUAGAGGUGGAUGUCUCAUUGGUCAAUGUCGCUGAUGUGAAAGUUGAAAAUGAUGAACCAGGACCAAACUGUGUCCAGCUGCUGUUGCACACUUCUCCCGAAGCUCAAAACAAAGAUGAGGAAGGGACUGAAAGUUUACGCUCAGACUCCAGUAAAACUGCAGAUCCAGAGCCAAUGAGACGACACGGUGACCGCGAAGAUGCUGCUGUCCCGUCAGACAGCAACUGUAAAUCAAAGCUGACCAGGACCCACACGGGGAAGAAGGCAUUUUCUUGCAGCACUUGCAGGAAAGAGUUCAGUAAAAGUAGUAUUUUAAUGGAUCACAUGAAGAUCCACACUGGCGAAAGGCCGUACCUGUGCAACACCUGCGGAAAAACCUUUACUAAAUCAUCAAAUCUUAAACGCCACAUAACCACGCACACGGACGAGAAGCCCUACAUCUGCAAAACAUGUGGGAAAAGUUACAGGCUACGUUCCCACCUGGUGGUUCACUGGAGGAUCCACACCGGCGAAAGGCCGUACCUGUGCAAGACCUGCGGAAAAACCUUUACUGAAUCAUCAACUCUUAAACGGCACCUAACCAGGCACACGGGCGAGAAGCCCUACAUCUGCAAAACAUGUGGAAAAAGUUACGGAGAACGUUCUACCCUGGUGGUUCACUCAAGGAUCCACACCGGUGAAAGGCCGUACCUGUGCAAUACCUGCAGCAAAACCUUUACUAAAUCAUCACAUCUUAAGCGCCACAUGAAGAUCCACACUGGCGAAAGGCCGUACCUGUGCAAAAUCUGCGGAAAAUCGUUUACUGAAUCAUCUGAUCUUAACCGGCACAUAACCACGCACACGGGCGAGAAGCCCUACAUCUGCAAAACUUGUGGAAAAAGUUACAGUCAACCUUCCAACCUGGUGAUUCACUCGAGGAUCCACACAGGCGAGAAGCCGUACUUGUGCAACACCUGCGGAAAAACCUUUACUAGAUCAUCAGUUCUUAAACGCCACAUAACCAUGCACACGGGCGAGAAGCCCUACAUCUGCAAAACUUGUGGAAAAAGUUACACAGAACGUUCCAACCUGGUGAUUCACUCGAGGACCCACACAGGCGAAAAGCCAUACAUGUGCAACACCUGCAGCAAAACCUUUACUAUUUUAUCGGAUCUUAAACGCCACAUAACCACGCACACGGGCGAGAAGCCCUACAGUUGCAAAACAUGUGGAAAGAGUUACAGGCUACGUUCCUACCUGGUGGAUCACUCGAGGACCCACACCGGUGAAAGGCCGUUCGUGUGCAACACCUGCGGAAAAACCUUUACUAAAUCAUCAAACCUUAAAAGCCACAUAACCACGCACACGGGCGAGAAGCCCUACAUCUGCAAAACACGUGGAAAAAGUUACAGGCUACGUUCCCACCUGGUGGAUCACUCGAGGAUCCACACCGGCGAAAGGCCAUACCUGUGCAACACCUGCAACAAAACCUUUGCUGUAUCAUCACAUCUUAAACGGCACAUAACCACGCACACGGGCGAGCAGCGAUAUUUGUGCAAGACACAGAAUUGAUUUGCUGAGUCACAUGAGAAAUCACCCGGAGGAGAAGUCUGGUGACUCGUGACAAAGGAUGCUCAUGUUGUCGUCCUCCGGGGGCAGGUGUCCACCCCUGUCUGACCCACAGAAGAAGAACCCGCAGAAGUCCAUCCACCACCUCCUGUGGCUGAUGAGCCUAAUCCCCUCCCCACAAGGGUUGCAGGUUCAACCCAGAUUUAUGCUUCUCCGUCAACUUGACGCAGAGGGAACAAUGUGGUUGUGUACACUUUUUAAAGUUCUGCAUUGAGGUUGUUUGAA